This is a messenger RNA of Cucumis sativus (cucumber), 1222 nucleotides long. Its product is annotated as proteasome subunit alpha type-6. The transcript is spliced from 9 exons. NCBI's taxonomy places the organism in Eukaryota, Viridiplantae, Streptophyta, Magnoliopsida, Cucurbitales, Cucurbitaceae. Gene Ontology annotation, cellular component: cytosol; nucleus; proteasome core complex, alpha-subunit complex. The record is from RefSeq and is a predicted model, not a curated record. Gene Ontology annotation, biological process: ubiquitin-dependent protein catabolic process. Bases 167 to 907 code for a protein of 246 amino acids.
AUAAAAUAAAAAGUGAGUUGUGCCUGGGGACUGCCUGACUGAGCGGUUUUCUUGGCGAGAAAGUUUUUUCGCGGCUCCAUCGUCUAUAUUCAUAUUUUUCGAGCUCUCCAUUUCCCCCCACACACCCUAAACCCGUCCAAGCCCUAAUUCAUCCCAACAACAAGCCAUGAGCCGUGGAAGUGGAGGAGGUUACGAUCGUCACAUUACUAUUUUCUCACCCGAGGGCCGCCUAUUUCAAGUCGAAUAUGCUUUCAAGGCUGUGAAAUCUGCUGGAACUACCUCGAUUGGUGUCAAAGGGAGGGAUUCUGUUUGCGUUGUGACUCAGAAGAAGGUCCCUGACAAACUUUUGGAUCAGACAAGUGUAACUCACCUUUUCUCCAUUACUAAGUAUCUGGGCUUGCUCGCAACUGGCAUUACAGCUGAUGCAAGAUCACUGGUUCAACAAGCAAGGAAUGAAGCAGCAGAGUUCCGUUUCCAAUAUGGCUACGAGAUGCCAGUGGAUGUAUUGGCUAAAUGGAUUGCUGAUAAAUCACAAGUCUACACCCAGCAUGCCUAUAUGAGACCACUUGGAGUUGUGGCAAUGGUUUUGGGGAUUGACGAUGAGUAUGGACCUCGUCUCUUUAAAUGUGAUCCUGCUGGUCAUUUCUUUGGUCACAAGGCCACUAGUGCUGGGCUUAAGGAGCAGGAGGCUAUUAAUUUCUUGGAAAAGAAAAUGAAGAACGAUCCUGCUUUUACUUAUGAUGAGACUGUGCAGACUGCAAUUUCUGCUCUUCAAUCAGUGCUGCAAGAAGACUUCAAGGCCACUGAGAUCGAGGUGGGAGUGGUUAGGUCGGAUAAUCCCAUCUUCAGAGUGUUGACCACCGAAGAAGUUGAUGAGCAUUUGACUGCCAUUAGUGAGCGAGAUUGAUCAAUGUGAUUAGUAUGAAGCUCCCUGGACAAGCAUAUCACCAACAUCCAUCGCCUUUAUUUCAGCUGUCAGUUAUCAGUGCGUUGUAUGCUCUAUAUAAUUCAAGCUCUCGAGGUAGUAUUUGCUUUUGAAUUGUUGUAGACACGGUGAUAAUUCCUAUUUUGUUUUACCAUUACCUCAAAGAACACUCUCCUUUAGAAUUUGUAUUUUCAGAGGAACUCAGUCAUGUUACAUUAUUUAACACAUAGAACAAAGUCUCUUUUGGCUAUAAACAUGAUGGGAAUGAGAUUGAAAGGUUUCUGGAUGGGUUGAAAA